Messenger RNA from Lachancea nothofagi CBS 11611, 753 nucleotides. Lineage: Eukaryota; Fungi; Ascomycota; Saccharomycetes; Saccharomycetales; Saccharomycetaceae. The record is from the annotation of a GenBank genome assembly.
AUGAGCGAAUAUAUUGGAGACAAUUCCAGGACUGGAAGCAGCGAUGAAAGUGGCCCUUUUGACGAGUGGAUUCCAUCGUUUUGUGCUCGUUUUGGUCACGAAUAUUUCUGUCAAGUUCCCACAGAGUUCAUCGAAGACGACUUCAACAUGACAGGACUCGCGCAGGAAGUGCCACACUACCGGAAGGCACUAGACCUAGUGCUGGAUCUUGAGGCUAUGAGUGACGAAGAAGGCCAAGACUCCGAAGAGCCAGUUAGUCGCAGCAUCGUGGAGCACGCCGCAGAACAACUUUUCGGUCUUGUCCACGCUCGCUAUAUUCUAACAAAACCAGGCCUGCAAGCCAUGGCCGAAAAGUUUGACCACAAAGAGUUUGGCACAUGUCCUCGAUAUUACUGCGCCGGCAUGCAAAUGCUACCCUGCGGGCUCACAGACAGUCUUGGAAAGCUCACGGUCCGCCUGUACUGCCCGAGCUGCCAGGAUCUAUACCUACCACAAUCGUCCCGUCAUUUAUGUUUAGAGGGUGCUUUCUGGGGUACAUCGUUCCCGGGAGUCUUUCUCAAACACUUCAAGGAAUUGGAAGACUACGUGGAUCGCAAGACUAAAGAGACGUACCAACUGCGCGUUUUUGGGUUUUGCAUCUCAGACGAGGCUCCCUCAGGCUCUCGUAUGCGCUGGCUAAGACAAUAUCCCAAAACAGAGGAAGAGUUGGCAGAGCUUGAAGCAUGUGAAUUUCAGAUUCCUGAGGUGCAAUAA